CGCGAAGACGCGUAGACAUGGAAAUAAUUAUGUAUUGACACGAUGCAGGAUUAGAGUGGUCUCUGUCGCUGUCUCCUAGCGGUCGAACAACAAAGGUCGCCUGAUGGCGGGGAACAACUUCCUGCCUGCCCGAGUAAACUACGGGAAUCAGGUGACUGGUCCCUGGGUAUUUGGGAUGGUGUGGCAUCACGGAGUCAUGGCAGCAGUGGCAAUCUCAAACAUUGUGAAGAGUUCACUUGGUCCUGUUGGCUUGGACAAAAUGCUUGUUGAUGACAUUGGAGAUGUCACCAUCACCAAUGAUGGUGCUACAAUUUUGAAGCUGCUGGAAGUGGAACAUCCUGCUGCCAAAGUAUUAGUGGAAUUGGCUCAGCUGCAAGAUGAGGAAGUUGGUGAUGGCACAACUUCUGUGGUGGUUUUGGCUGCUGAAUUGCUGAAGAAUGCUGAUGAAUUGGUGAAGCAGAAGAUCCAUCCGACAUCUGUCAUAAGUGGUUAUCGACUGGCUUGCAAAGAGGCAGUGAAGUAUAUCCAGGAAAACUUGACAGCUAAUGUUGAUGUCCUUGGUCGUGAGUGCUUUAUUAAUGCUGCCAAGACAAGCAUGUCCAGCAAGUUGAUUGGAGCUGAUGCAAAUUUCUUUGCGGAGAUGGUGGUGGAUGCAGCUGAAGCAGUUAAGGUGUCUGAUGGGAAAGGGUCAUUCAAAUAUCCUAUAAAGGCUGUGAAUGUACUUAAAGCACAUGGCAAAAGUGCCAGGGAAAGCAUUCUGGUGAAUGGUUAUGCCAUCAACUGCACUGUUGCAUCCCAGGCAAUGGUGAAGAAGGUCACAAAUGCCAAGAUAGCAUGCUUGGACUUUUCUCUCCAGAAAGCCAAAAUGAAACUUGGAGUGCAGGCAAGUGUUGUAUACUGA
Darwinula stevensoni is the source of this 901-nucleotide messenger RNA. The record is from the annotation of a GenBank genome assembly. Lineage: Eukaryota; Metazoa; Arthropoda; Ostracoda; Podocopida; Darwinulidae.